Messenger RNA from Aphanomyces astaci, 2148 nucleotides. RefSeq lists its product as hypothetical. The transcript has 10 exons. Lineage: Eukaryota; Oomycota; Saprolegniomycetes; Saprolegniales; Verrucalvaceae. The record is from RefSeq and is a predicted model, not a curated record. The coding region runs from base 1 to 1998 and encodes 665 amino acids.
AUGUACCAAGGCGGCGACAGCGUCGAGUUAUUGGCGGCGGGGGGGAAAGACCCGGCCGCGCCUUGGAAACUCACGGGAAAAGUGCGUCGCGAGUACGACAAGCCGAGCAAAGUGUUUUUGUUCACCAUGGAAGGGUCGGCUUUAGCGACGAAAAUGACUUUGCCCAAGGACUCGACCAAGUCCUUGGGGCUUACGCAGCGAUACCUGGUGCUGCAAGUGUCCAUCCCGGCCGCGGCGGCCAUCUCGGUGGAGGUGGGCGUGCUCGACACGAACGGCACACGGCGCCGCGUCGUCAUGUCGUCUGCGUUCCGUGGGGCUGUUGUGCACCAACUGCAUGCCCAAAUUCCCCUCAACCAAGUGACGCGAGACGUGUGGUUGAAUUGGUGUUUUGACGUGGCAGCGCUGGUGGACGCAUCAUUUGCGACAACAUUUCGAACUAUCGACUCGAUUUGCCUCAGCGGGACGUGCAAACUCCGUCGGGUGUUUACGAUGAAAGAGCCGCCGAUUCCGUCCGACCAUCCGUUUGAUUUCGUCGGGGGCGUGGACAUUCCACGUACAUUUUUCAUCUCUGGGGCUGUCACCGAAUAUUUUGCCGCCAAAGCCGUGGCGGUACCAUUAACCAAGCCAGAGGGCAAACCAAGGGCAGCACCAGACAACGCCACCUCUCGUGACAAACCCAAGGCGACCCCUAGACCGUCGUCCAGUACCAAAGCUGGAGGGGCGACUUUGGGAAAUAAACCCAGUUUGGCAGGUCCGCGAAAGCACCCGUCAACAUCAUCUUUAUCGCGAAGCAAGUCGAGUCGCGGGGGUAAGCUUGUUGCGAUUGACGACGAAGUAGCCAAGCCCGUUAGCCCUCUAUUGCGUCCGGGGUCGUCCCAUAGCAAGCACAUUCAAGCCCGUAAGCAAAUCACUCUGCCGUCCUCGUCAAUGUUUCGGUUUGCCUUUACGGAGCGUCCUUCUGCCACGGAGACGCCCACGGUGGUGACUCGGCCCAACACCGGGCAACGCCAGUUGGAGUCCAAGUUUCAAUCGUGGGAAGACGACGACGCUAGUCCUGUCAAGCCUUCGCCGCUACAUGCUGUGUUGAAUGUAGCAGUUUCGAAUUCCAACACCAAUCACGUGAACACAAACGACGAGCUGCCGAAUGAGACAUUAAGCCGACGAAUCGAAUACACGGCCAACGAGUUGGCCAAAGAGCUAUCCCUGGACGAGUCGCCCUUCUUUCGCGAGGCGGGAUCCCCUGCCGAGGCAAGCAAGGGAUCUUUGGGGGGGAAACCAUCUUGGUGGGACGACGACAACAAUGACGACCGACCACAGAUUUCCUCAGAUGUCGAUCAACCAUCGACAAACAGCCAACCCCAGGACAAUCAACAUGAUUCAAAUGCAGUGUCAAUCGGAGCACCUGCGUUGGUCAACCAGUCAUCUUCGGAGGAGUCUGGGUUGACAAAUUCGAGUCAUCCCCCCAGUUUGUUUCAAUGGGCACCGCAGUGUCCACUGAACAACCCAAAUGACCCUUCGCGGACGACAGCAGCAGCUUCACUGGAAUGUUCAACUAUACACCCUCCCCCAAAGGGCGACAAACAUCACCAGAAGUGCAAUAUGACGAGUGACAACGAGGAGCCGCAGAUUCCUGACAGGUCUCAGAACACCCCCAUUUUCCACCAACGACACGUUGGAGGUGACAACCCUCCAAAGUCCGUGGACGAUCGAUUUUUGAAUGAACAAAAUCGCUUGGAUGAUAACGACGAUCUCGACUUUGACAUGACAAACGACUUGCAAGCCGACCAGAGCUUUGACUUUACAGACGUGUUGGAGGAAUCGUUGCCGAGCAUGGUACAGAUACACUCGCCAGUGAAACGACCCCCCGUAAGCCAAGUCCACCACGCGCCCGCGUUGGUUCCGACUGCGCGGUCGAUUGUCGUCGAUCCACGGAUCCAAAGUCUGCUCGAGUCCACGGGUAUGUACACGUAUAAGUGUUGGAGCAAAAGUGCAAAGUAGAAUGCAUGGUCGUAGAUUGGAGCCAACCGCCCGCGAUGGACUUGGUGUACGAUCCGAUUUUGGAUUGUUACCAUGACCCGCAAAGCAACAAGUAUUAUCAAUUGAAGUAAACACCGAGUAGUUAACAUCAACACCCACAACAAGUCCAGC